AUGGCAGAUAAAGUGCGCCCCAUCUAUCAGUUGCCUCAUUACUCUGGUAUCUUCACCACACAUUGGUUACCAGUUUGGUCAGGGUUACAUCCUGAAUGUGAAUUAAUUUUCCAACUUGAAAAAGAUGAAAAACAAUGUCUAAAAGAAAUUGCAGAGAUUGAAAAUCAUAUUAUAACAGGCUGUGAGCAGAUUUGGGAUGCAGUGGUAUGCUGGCCUAGAACUACUAUUGGCGAGACUGUCAAUAUUUCUUGUCCUACUGUUUUUUCCCUCUUUAUGAAAAAUCCAGGUACAAUAAGCAGGAACUGUACCAGCGUUGGGUGGUCCAGCCCCUACCCACCAUAUUACAUUGCCUGUAGUGUAGAUGAUGAACUACCAUCUGAGGAAGAAUCUUAUUUUGCUACAGUGAAGGUGAUUUAUACAGUUGGAUAUGGAGCUUCUGUUAUCUCUCUCACAGUUGCUGUUGUAAUCUUACUCCUAUUCAGGAGGCUUCACUGUGCAAGAAAUUAUAUUCACAUCCAACUCUUUGUCACCUUUAUCCUGAGAGCUGUGGCAGUUUUCAUUAAGGAUGCCAUUCUGUUUUCAAAUGAAGAAACCAAUCAUUGUACACUUUCAACUAUGAGCUGUAAAGCAUCUGUGGUGUUUUGCCAUUAUUGUGUUAUGGCCAAUUUCUUCUGGCUACUGGUUGAGGCACUGCAUCUCAACUGGCUUCAAUUGUCAUCUUUUUAUCAAGGAAAAAAUUGCCUCUGGUUGUUCAUCUUGCUCGGCUGGGGAGUUCCAACAAUUUUUAUAAUUAUUUGGAUAGUGUCAAGGAUUUAUUUUGAAGAUACAGAAUGUUGGGACAUUACUGAAAAUUCUCCCUACUGGUGGAUUAUUAAAGGUCCAAUUGUAGUGUCUAUUGCUGUUAAUUUUAUCCUCUUCAUUAAUAUUCUAAGAAUUUUGAUUCAGAAACUGAACCCCCGCCUAAUUCAGUUUAAUAAUUCAUCACAGUACAGACGGCUGUCAAAAUCCACUCUUCUUUUAAUUCCACUCUUUGGGACACAUUACAUGGUUUUUAACUUCUUUCCUGACUAUAUGAAUGUUGGUGUGCGGCUCUACAUAGAAUUAUGCUUAGGAUCCUUUCAGGGGCUUUUAGUAGCUGUUCUCUACUGCUUUCUUAACCAAGAAGUGCAAACAGAAAUCCAACGAAACUGGACAAGAUGGUAUGAAAAUAGCUACGGGGACAUACCAGCUGUGGUGAAAGGAAGUCAAAUGGAUACUCCAUUUUAAUCAUCUAAGCAUUUAGCAUUAAAGGGCUGAAUGUGGUAUUCUGGACAGGACUGUGGACU
This is a messenger RNA of Lepisosteus oculatus (spotted gar), 1325 nucleotides long. It is a transcript of the gene ghrhrl, whose product is annotated as growth hormone releasing hormone receptor, like. The record is from RefSeq and is a predicted model, not a curated record. Gene Ontology annotation, cellular component: plasma membrane. Lineage: Eukaryota; Metazoa; Chordata; Actinopteri; Semionotiformes; Lepisosteidae. Gene Ontology annotation, molecular function: peptide hormone binding; G protein-coupled peptide receptor activity; growth hormone-releasing hormone receptor activity. Gene Ontology annotation, biological process: positive regulation of cell population proliferation; cell surface receptor signaling pathway; adenylate cyclase-activating G protein-coupled receptor signaling pathway.